This is a messenger RNA of Mycena indigotica, 1286 nucleotides long. Its product is annotated as RING-type domain-containing protein. The record is from RefSeq and is a predicted model, not a curated record. The transcript has 7 exons. Gene Ontology annotation, molecular function: ubiquitin protein ligase activity. Gene Ontology annotation, cellular component: cytosol; ubiquitin ligase complex. Gene Ontology annotation, biological process: ubiquitin-dependent protein catabolic process; protein ubiquitination. NCBI's taxonomy places the organism in Eukaryota, Fungi, Basidiomycota, Agaricomycetes, Agaricales, Mycenaceae. The coding region runs from base 1 to 1152 and encodes 383 amino acids.
AUGCCGUUGCCGACGUGUAGCAUUUGCAUUGAGCCAUUCACCCAGCCUGUCUCGCUGCCUUGUGGCCACGUCUUCUGCCGAUUGUGUAUACGCAAGAAUGUGGAGUCAGAGGCUAGCAAGAGCUCAACACUGCAUCUGUGUCCAAGCUGUCGGACACCAUAUAGCAUCAUAACAAUAGACCCAGCGCUUGUGCCCUCCCACAUGCGUCCUCACAUUCGACCUUCAAUGCGUCCCCUUUUUCUCGACUCUUCGUCACCUGCUCCGUCUCCAUUACCUCCCGCCCCAUUACCGCAACCACAAGCUCAAGCUUCGAGCGAGUCGAGUUCUCUUGCCCAAGCUCAAGCUGAGAUCGCCGCUCUCCGUCUUGCUUGUUCUGUGUGGCGCCGUCGCGCGGAACAACAUGCGACGGCCAAUCACGGCCUGCUUUCGUUCGCCCGAGCAGCCAAAGACUGUGCUCUCCGCCUACGCUCAGAGAGAGAUUCGGCUCGCUCUAGGUGUACCUUGUUGAAACGGACAUUGGCAGAGACAGUUGAAUGUCAGUCAGAUAUGUUGGGAGCGCCGGGCGACAACAUUCGAGCUCAUCUAACCACCGACGCCGCUGACUAUGCUGCUGAUACGAAGCAUGCCCAAGCCUGCGUGGGAAUGGGAUUGGGUGGUGGUGGUGGAUUGCCGGUUUACCUGGUUCAGGCCGCCACGCGUCCCGCAAGCCACUUCUAUGACAACCCGGCAGACGUGGAGGCCAGUCAUUUCGGACCCCCGAUGAAGAGAAGGAAAAUAAUCGACGAUGCGAGUCCGACGGGGACGAGCAACUCGAUGCAGACAACCACAAAUGACAUGCCUCCCUCUACAACAUUCACCCUACCAAUUGCCGCCCCGGCGCUCGAGACACUGGCGAGCGUCUCGCUCGGCUCCAAUAUCAACAUCAGCGAGGCGAUUCCAUCGAUCAAACACAUCUUGGACUCUUUCCACCAUGCCAUAUAUACAUCCACUCUGCCCAAACCCUACAGUGAAGUCCGUGAGGCAAAUAGUUCAAACUGGAAAGAUCGUGCUGCACAGGAGGCCCCGGCUGCCAAACUGUGGCAUUGGUCGAAAGUUGGAAAAGUGAUAUGGAAGGAAUGCUCAUUUUUGCCGGACUCUUCUCAGCAAGUCUGACUGCUUUUCUUAUUGAAAGCUAUAAAACACUUACACCUGACUCAAAUGAGCUGACUGCUCACUUACUUAGUCAAAUCUCUUCUCAGCUUGCAAAUGGAACAGCACCAGUCCAAAGUUUACCACCAUACUUCAAA